Oldenlandia corymbosa var. corymbosa is the source of this 1128-nucleotide messenger RNA. NCBI's taxonomy places the organism in Eukaryota, Viridiplantae, Streptophyta, Magnoliopsida, Gentianales, Rubiaceae. The record is from the annotation of a GenBank genome assembly.
AUGUCUUCUUGGACUAGGGUUGGGCUUCUAGGAGAGGGAAGUUAUGGUAUUGUCUCCUUGGCGAAGUCAUCAUCUUCUUCUCCAUCUGAUUCCCUCCAACCUGAUGAUGUGAAUUCGGACCCGAAAUUGCCUCCCCUGUUCGCCGUGAAAUCGUCGGAAUUCUCCCUCUCGCAGCCAUUACAGGAGGAGAGGAUUCUGUUGAGCGAACUGCAAGAUUGUCCCAACAUUAUCCAGUGUUACGGAUCCGAGGUUACUCAAGAAGACGGCGUGAUUUUUUAUAAUGUUAUGCUUGAAUACGCCGCCGGCGGGAGUUUGUUGGAUCGGAUUUACUACUCUCCGACUCCGUUGCUUGAGGAUGAAGUAAAGAGACUCACUAGAUCGAUUCUCAAGGGGCUGAGUUAUAUUCACGAGAAAGGGUGUGCCCAUUGUGAUAUCAAGCCCAGCAAUAUCCUUUUGGUCGACGCCGGCGCCGGAUCCAAUGUCGCCAAAAUUGCUGAUUUCGGGCUAUCCAAAAGGGUUCAGAAAAGUAGCACGAAACAGAGGAGGAAUAAAUCGAAGAUUGAUUGGAAAGCCUGGAGGGGAACGGCGGUGUACAUGGCGCCGGAAUCCAUUCUUUGUGAUGAGUAUGAUUUUGGAGUUGAUAUUUGGGGGCUUGGGUGUUCUGUUUUUGAGAUGCUUACAAAAAGAGUACUCAGAAAUAUCUCCAACUCUAAAGUUAAAGAUAAAGCUGGGCUUCUAGUAAAGAUGGCAAACCAGAGAGUUGAAAUUCCUGAAGGGUUUUCUAAGGAAGCUAAAGAUUUUCUGGAGAAGUGUCUGGUUAACGAUCCAGUACAGAGAUGGACGGCUAACAUGCUGUUGAGACACCCUUUUGUUUCGGGAUUAGAAGCAGAGGAAGAAGAAAUAGGUUUGAUUAGUACUUCUGAAGUGGAGCUUCCUGAGGAAGACGAAGACCUCGAGUGGCUGAUGAAACCAAUGCUGUUAAUAAAUCCUUCUGCGGCUCUACAAAGACGGAAGAGGUUUCUAUCAGAUGACUCUGUUUCAGAAAUUUCUUCCAAAAGGCCAAAAAGAUUGGAUCUUGAUCGAGAUAUCAAGCCAUUAGGCCGGGGAGUUCUGCAGCCCUGUUGUUGA